Molecule: messenger RNA, 849 nt
Organism: Mytilus californianus (California mussel)
Lineage: Eukaryota; Metazoa; Mollusca; Bivalvia; Mytilida; Mytilidae
Exons: 3
Coding region: 10-669 (219 amino acids)
Source: RefSeq, a predicted model, not a curated record
UCCCUUGCUAUGGACGAUGAAAUCAAAAGACCCGCUAAACGAAAAGCAUUAGAAAAAUCUCCCGAAUCACUACAUGUUGCAUUGCCCGGAUGGGUGUCGGAUUGGAAAAGAUCGGAUUUGAGUCUUCUACAUAUUUAUUAUGCACAGGAUUUCUUAGAUGAGCCAUUUGAUGUGUUAUCAAAAAUACCAGCGCUCGUCGAAUUGAAAAGAUGUCAAAAAGAAUAUAUCCAGGAAGCCAACCAUUUCCUCAAAUUCGAGGCAUCCGUUGAAAAAUUACAAUUGCAUGGUUCAUUGAUCAAAUCUUCAAUCUCGGAACUCUAUGUUGAAUUGGAAAAACAACCAGAAAAGCUUGUAACCUUUAAAGUAAGAAGAUUUAUAAUGGCUCUUGAUCGUCUUUUAGAAGAUGUUCAGCAUGCCUUCAGGAGUUUUAAGCCAUAUGAGGAACUAUUUACUCAGUUUGUUGCAGCCUUUGCUGAGUUAUGCUGUUUGGAAGCAGUAAAGUGUGGAAAAGGACAAGAAACAACUUGGCACAAUCUAGCAAACUAUACUGUAAUAUCUGAGCCAGACAUAAGAUUUUUUAAAUGUGGACUUGAACAAAGGAAGACAGAUAGCAUGGUGACUGUGUUAGAGGUUUGCUUGAAUUUUUAUUUGUUUUCAUCUGAGUUAUGAUGCCUUUUUUUAAGCAUCAGGAGUUUACCAUAAUUUCUCAUUUUACAAUACAGCAGUAGAACUACCAUACAGGUACAUAUUUACUAUUGUGUAAAUUCAGAAAUUAUAGUAUGGAUUUAUUUUUGCAAUUGUUGAAAAAUUUACAAAAAUGUGAGGUUAAUUACUGCGAUUUCUACAAAC